Messenger RNA from Sungouiella intermedia, 1152 nucleotides. The record is from the annotation of a GenBank genome assembly. NCBI's taxonomy places the organism in Eukaryota, Fungi, Ascomycota, Pichiomycetes, Serinales, Metschnikowiaceae.
AUGGUUAACGUCUUUAACGUGCAAAUUUUCUUUGUGGUGUUCAGAGAAUCCUUGGAGGCCGUCAUUGUGGUGUCGGUCCUCUUGGCCUUCUUGAAGCAAGGUCUCGGUGGUGCCACUGAGGACCCUGUGGUUUACAAGAAGCUUAAUCGACAAGUUUGGAUAGGAGCGAUACUGGGUGUUCUUUUAUGUUUGAUUCUUGGUGGUGCAUUCAUUGGUGCUUUCUACUCUUUGGGCAAGGACAUCUGGUCCAAGUCGGAAGACUUGUGGGAAGGUAUUUUCUGUAUCAUUGCAACCGUUUUGAUUUCUUUGAUGGGUCUUGCCAUGUUGAGAAUCAACAAGAUGAAGGAGAAGUGGAGAGUGAAGUUGGCCCAGGCUCUCGUCAAACAGCCAAAGGGUAAGGGUCGUUUUGGUCUUGGUCACUGGGCCAAGAAGUACGCUAUGUUUGUUUUGCCGUUCAUUACCACCUUGAGAGAAGGUUUGGAGGCAGUUGUCUUCGUUGGUGGUGUUGGUUUGAACUCUCCAGCUUCCUCUUUCCCAAUUCCAGUUAUUGUUGGUUUGAUUUGUGGUAUCCUUGUCGGUGUUUUGUUGUACUACUUCGGAUCCAGUGUUUCCCUUCAGAUCUUCUUGAUCAUCUCCACCUGUAUCUUGUACUUGAUCGCUGCUGGUUUGUUCUCUAGAGGUGUCUGGUACUUUGAAAGUUACAAGUACAACAAGGCCACUGGUGGUGAUGCUUCAGAGAACGGUUCUGGUCCAGGUACUUACGAUAUCUCCAAGUCUGUGUGGCACGUCAACUGCUGCAACCCAGAGACCGACAACGGUUGGGAUGUGUUCAACGCUUUGUUGGGAUGGCAAAACUCUGCUACUUACGGUUCUGUUAUUUCUUACAACGUCUACUGGAUUGCUGUCAUCCUUGCCAUUUACUUGUUGUGGUUCGAGGAGCGUAACGGCCACUUGCCAUUCACCAAGAACCUUGUCUUGGCUGAAUUGAACCCAAUGUACCACAUCAAGGGUAAGAAGAAGCACAACUUGACCAAGAAGGAGCAGGAAGACUUGUUCGAGCAAGUCAAGCAUGCCAAUGUUGGAGCUGAAGAAGCCGACAACUCCUCUGAUUCUAUCACUCACAAAAACGAGAAGACCGUUGAAGCCAAAUAA